GCGCAUGUGCAGUAACUAAAAGCGAUUUAACAGCCCGCUGUUAGGCAGCAAUAAAAGCAGUAAACAUUGCCGAAACCAGUUCAGUUCUUUGGUAACAGGCGACUUGCAAGGAUUAAAAGUGUGCGAGAAUCGAAGUCGAUUGUGCGAUUGAAUACGGCUUCGUAGCAACAAGUGUAUCUAAGUUAAACAGUUGAAAAUGUGUACGGCAAAAAUAUUUCUGUCUGUGUGCUGCUUUUGUGCGUUACUUGUUGCCAUGGUUGAUUCACGAAAUGAAUCCGAGCAGCUGCCACCGCCAUCUUUGGCUCAUAUGGAUAAAUGCGGCAGCACCGAAAAGAUGGUGGACGAAUGUUUUAAGGAUUUACCGCCACAUCUAAUGGAGUUUUUACAGAGCACCAAGAUUGUGAUAAGCAAGCAGGACAUCAUAGCCAAGUGCAAUGUUUUCAAUCGCGGAAUGCGAUGCUUUGAUGCCUACUCAGCUCGUUGUCUACAAAACCGAAAGCUUGGCAUGUUUAAAAAUAAUGUGGACGGCGCUCGCAAAUUUUUCAAAAAGUUUUGUGCCGAUGAGGAUUUUCAACGAGAUUAUCUGCGUCACAAGGAUUGCUUCACAUAUAUACAGGAAGAUUGGAUUAGCUGUACGACUUACUUCGAAAACAUACUCACAGAUGACUUGCACGAUAGCACGCGCAAUGUGAGCGAUAAAUUCAUGGAAUUUUGUUGCGCAAGGUAUGCAUAUGAGAACUGCAUCUACAAUAGCGCACGGUACAAAUGCUACAAACACUCGGCAGAAUUUGCACGGGAAACAGCGAAAAUGCUAUCAGAUGAGAAGCACUUCAGCAACUGCCGACAUCUGGAACAUAUAUGUGCGAACUCGGUGCGCAUUGUCUGGAUGCGAAGCAGUUUGCUUCCCUUGGCUGCGGUGCUGGGACUGCGAUUUUUGCGGUAUAUCGUUAGACCGUGAAAUUGCACCGACCUUGGUAGGUUGUGUGGUUUGGAUGUCCAAUUGAAAAUGCAUAGCAUUGAGCUUUCCGUAUGGGCGUGUGAUUCUCUUUCGGGUGGGUACUGGGUCGGACAGCGACACUUGCUAGACUUUAAGUUGAAUAUAAUAAAUUUCUAUGUAUAUUUGUGUUUUUAAUAAACUUAACUGUAGUUGUGCAAUAUUCGUUAAAUUGGCACGCGAAACAUAA
Messenger RNA from Drosophila grimshawi, 1184 nucleotides. RefSeq lists its product as uncharacterized. Lineage: Eukaryota; Metazoa; Arthropoda; Insecta; Diptera; Drosophilidae. The transcript has 4 exons. The record is from RefSeq and is a predicted model, not a curated record. The coding region runs from base 197 to 958 and encodes 253 amino acids.